AUGAUGUCGUCUCAAUUACAAACUCCACUCACGUUUCCUACAUCCGGGUUUGAGCUGGUUGAUACUAAUGAAAAGAUAGAGGAAGAGACACUUCCAACCUACAACCCGAAAAAAUACUAUCCUGUUCGCCUAGGGCAAAUAUUCCAGGACAGAUAUCAGGUCGUUGGGAAAGUUGGGUACGGGGUUUUUUCAACUGUAUGGCUUGCCCGUGAUUUCCAGAAAUCCCGGCACGUAAUACUUAAGAUGUGCAUUUCCUCCGUCGAACCAAGCAAUGAGAUCAAAAUAUAUGAGCAUAUAAGCACCUCUGAAUCCAAAGUUGACCAUGCCGGAAAAGCCUUUUAUCGCAGACUAUACGACUCCUUCAAUGUCGAAGGACCCCAUGGCUCGCACGUCUGCCUUGUCCAGCAGCCAUUGGGCUUGAGUUUGGAUCAAUUGCUUGACACGAGGCCAACGAGAACUUUCACUCUAGAGCUACUCAAGCCUCCUCUACGUCAAAUUUUAGCGGGAUUUGACUUUCUGCACCGUCUUGACAUUAUACACACUGAUAUUCAGUCUAAAAAUUUACUUCUUGGGAUUGAUGACCCUUCGAUCUUCUUCGUAUUUGAAGAGGCUGAGAUCGAACACCAGCCGUGUCCUCGUAAGGUCCUAGAUGAUCGUAUUAUUUAUGUGAGCAGGCGGGUUCCCUUCUCGAGACGCUUGCCAAUUAUCACCGACUUUGGCGAAGCCCGGCUUCGAGAUGAAGCGCAUAGGGGUGAGGACAUCAUGCCUGAUUUAUACAGAGCCCCGGAAGUGAUUCUGAGGAUGGAAUGGGACAUCUGGGUAGACAUUUGGAGCGUUGCUAUGGUAGUCUGGGACCUUGUUAAAGGUCCCACCCUCUUCAAUGCGAGGAAUGAAGAAAAACUGUUGGACGAUAGACUUCAUCUCGCGGAAAUGGUUGCAAUUAUGGGGCCGCCGCCAAAGGAGUUCUUGGAGCGCAGCCAAGUCAGUCUCUUGUAUUGGGAUGAGAAUGGUCAAUGGAGAGGCCUUGCGCCGAUUCCCGAAAUCUCCCUUGAGUCACUUGCGGAAGGUAUAGAAGGCGAAGACAUACAAGGCUUUAUAGCUUUUCUGCGUCGGAUCCUGCGCUGGCUGCCAGAAGAACGACCAACUGCGGGAGAGCUUAUGUUCGAUCCUUGGUUAAUGAAAGGUCUUGGGAAGUUUGGGAAGACUGAAUAA
Messenger RNA from Microsporum canis CBS 113480, 1212 nucleotides. RefSeq names its product protein kinase domain-containing protein. The record is from RefSeq and is a predicted model, not a curated record. NCBI's taxonomy places the organism in Eukaryota, Fungi, Ascomycota, Eurotiomycetes, Onygenales, Arthrodermataceae. The transcript is spliced from 5 exons. Gene Ontology annotation, molecular function: protein kinase activity; ATP binding. Gene Ontology annotation, biological process: regulation of mRNA processing; spliceosomal complex assembly; protein phosphorylation. Bases 1 to 1212 code for a protein of 403 amino acids.